Molecule: messenger RNA, 2630 nt
Organism: Agrilus planipennis (emerald ash borer)
Lineage: Eukaryota; Metazoa; Arthropoda; Insecta; Coleoptera; Buprestidae
Exons: 11
Coding region: 1-2148 (715 amino acids)
Source: RefSeq, a predicted model, not a curated record
AUGCAAGCCUAUAAAAAUAAAAUACUUUUAAAAAAGUUAGUGCCAGGAAGUGCAAGGUUAUUUCCUAACGAAACAUUAAACGGCCUUGAACUCUGUUCUCUCCAUUUUAUGCUUUCAAAUUCAAUCGACCGUACCCAAAGGGGAGAUGAGAGCGUGAUAUGCAGCCGAUUAUCUAGAUAUCAAAGAAGGUUUAGAAGAAAUGUCGAGAAAGAUGUGGAGAUUUUUGAUCCACGCCAUUCAAAAUUAUCAAAAGGAAAUAUUGAAAACGCUGAUGAAGAAAAAUCUGAAGAUCCACCAGUAGAAGAUCCGCUUCCAGAAGAAGGACAUGACGAUACUAAUCCUUCUGAUGGAGACGUGGAAUCAGUAGUACGAUCAUUGUCAUCAAAUAUAGCAGAAAGUUCAUGUCCCGUUGAAGGAGGCGUCGUUUACACUAAAUGGGGUUCAAUACAAGCAGGGACAGUUCUCGCAGGAAUAGCUGCUGGCCUGAGUCAGCAGACCAUUCAAACCCCCAACGGGUACACCAUUGAUAACAGAUAUGCAGCGACAUUGGCUGGAGACCUUUCGGAAGUAGCUCUUCUGCAAGGAGUAACAACUGGUAAUGUUGUGGUUGGCGCUAAGGGUGGUUGGAACAGCACCGUCAUUCCACGUUGGUACUUCGUUGAAAAAACGACUAAUUUGGAAAUGACAGAUGCAGAAAUAAGAGCAGGGUUGGAUGGUCUGAUAUUGGGUACCAACGUGCAGUCGUGGUAUUCUUCGUACCCUUCUUUAAAAUUGUCCCAACUUCUUGAUAUGUACUACUCGCCAAGGGGCGUAUUAGAUAACAACAUAAGAGCGUGUAACAGGAAUACUCUUCUUACUACAGUAGCUCCCGAAAACGAUUUGGUUACUCAAGCAGUUGGUUUUAGUUUUGAGUUGGAUGACUACGCCACCUUACCCGGCACUCUUUCACCAGAAGGGGUGCAAGCCUUUAGUAAAUCAGCAACGUCCGAUUUUCUCACAUAUGCCCCCCAAUUCAACGAUGUCAGCUGUUUAAGUGAGGGAGAUACAGUACAAAGAGCUUCUAGUGACAUUGUUAUUGUUCUAGACACACAAUGGUCUUACGCUGUAAUACAAACAGCUCUCUCAUACCUCUUCGAUAACAUUGACGUAAACAUUUACGAUGGAAGUAAUUAUACCAUUAUCAACGGUUACGAUGGUGCGAUAAUCAUGAACACGUCCAACAGCAUUGUAGAUUUUUAUGAAUAUUACAAUCUCACUGUUCACAAUAAUUUUACAUCUGGGUUUGACUUCCGUACGGCGUUUAAUGAAGUUGAAAAAAUAGCUAGGGCAAGAAUGGACAAUGCUACAAUUACCCAAUCGUUAGGAGGACAAUCGUUGAUUGCUCUUUUCGUACCUUACACACAAACUAUUUCAGAUAGUGAUAAACAGUGGAUUUCUGAGAGGAAAACAGUGUUUAAAUCCUAUAUUCCAGAUUUGAAACUUCUUGUCCUGGGAAGGAGCAGCGCCAGUAGCUAUAAUGACCUUGUCUACAGUACUUCAACUGAUAUUUUUACUUUACCCGAGAGUUCAGAUGGUGCAACAGUAACUGACGCCAUAAAUUCGCUUGUAAGAAGAAUUAAAGAAAUACCCCGAAGAAUAAUCAACCCAAAGUGUGGAAGCAAUUGGUCUGGUGAGAGCGGCUCUAGUUCUUUUUAUCAAUACAUUGAACCAACCAACGUGAACUAUUAUAAAAUAUCUCCCAACUACCUGUUUGGUGAUGGUACCCGUACCUUAAAAAUCAGAGGCGCAAACUCCCAAAAUACAUUUGUUGUUUGUAACUCAAGAACUGUUUCUCGUCCUAGUCAGAAUAAUACCAACAGUGAUGGUGAUGUUACUUGCGAAACGUUGAGAUCUACCAAUGAACUAACGAAGUCGUUAGAUAACGCAUGUAGCGGCUACAGCACAAUUUCUUCAUGUCCACCGUACUAUUUCUCAGUCCAGCUUACAAGUACAACAAGAACCUUUCAAUGCACAGACUCCAUUUGUCGAUAUCCAGAUAAUGCAAAAGUUACAAUCAGCCACGAAGGUUUUGUUUGUACAAGUGGAUGUUCUAAGUUGAAUUGGACAGUUGGUGUGUUUCUAGUAAUGGUUUUGAAAUUUUUGACGUAGACAACUAAUUAUGAUAAAUAAACAGACAAAACAAUGACACAUCAUAAAAUUGAUUUAUUCUAUAAACAAAGCUUAUAAAAGAAGUAUCAUCAUUUUUGUAACAUCGCAACAUCAUUUUGUUUCAAUGGUACCUGUUUUUAUUACUUCAUUAAAACUAAACGUGCGCCUUUUUGGAAUCAAUUCUUUUAUAAUAUAAAAGGCUGCCGAAAAUUUAUGCAUUCAUUCAUAUGGUAUAAGUGAAAGGAAUUAUAUAUAAUGUGUACACAUCUAUAAUAAGUAUAUGUAGUUGUAGUAUUUUUAUUUUACUGAACAUUUUUAAAAAGAAGUCUGUUUUAUAGUCAUUUCAACUUUUUUUAAGUAUUAGUUAACUUAAGUAUGUAAUUAUGUAGGAAAUAAUAUAUAAAAUAAGAAUGUUUAAGCUCAAGUCAAUAAUGUAGAGUAUAUAAACGUUAAUAAAAUAAAUUGUUUUCAUCUACUUUAUA